Molecule: messenger RNA, 2105 nt
Organism: Calidris pugnax (ruff)
Lineage: Eukaryota; Metazoa; Chordata; Aves; Charadriiformes; Scolopacidae
Gene: PPP5D1
Product: PPP5 tetratricopeptide repeat domain containing 1
Exons: 15
Coding region: 189-2105 (638 amino acids)
Cellular component (GO): nucleus; cytosol
Molecular function (GO): protein dimerization activity; protein serine/threonine phosphatase activity
Source: RefSeq, a predicted model, not a curated record
UCAGUGGGGGUUCAGUGUGGGUGCCCGAGGUGCAGUGGAGGUGCAGUGAGUGCAGUGGGAGUUCAGUGUGGGUGCCCAGGGUGCAGUAGAGGUGCCCGUGGUGCCGUGGGUGCAGUAGGGGUUCACUGUGGGUGCCUGGGGUGCAGUGUGGGUGCCCGGGGUGCAGUGGGGGUGCAUGGGGGUGCAGUAUGGGCUCAGUGUGGGUGCCCGGGGUGCAGUGGAGAUGCAGUGGGCGCAGUGUGGGUUCGGUGUGGAUGCCUAGGGUGCAGUGGGGGUGCAAUAAGGGUGCAGUGGGGGUGCAGUGUGGGUUCCUGGGGUGCAGUGGGUGCAGUGCGGGUGCUGGCAGGUCGACGCCGGAGCUGCGGAAGGAGCGCUCGCGGGACGCGGCGCGGUGCCGGCGCAGCAGGGAGACCGAGGUCUUCUACCAGCUGGCGCACACCCUGCCCUUCGCCCGCGGCGUCAGCGCCCACCUGGACAAGGCCUCCAUCAUGCGCCUCACCAUCAGCUACCUGCGGGUCCACCGCCUCCUCGCUGCUGGUGCCUGGGCAGCGGCGGCAGAGGAGGUGGACGGGUGCUACCUGAAGGCGCUGAGCGGGUUCGUGAUGGUGCUGAGCGAGGCCGGGGACAUGAUCUUCCUCUCCGAGAACGUCAACCGGCUCCUGGGGCUCAGCCAGAGCUCUGGAGAUGCACUUGUGCAAGAGCCUCGUGUGAGAGCCAUCCUCGUGCAAGGGUCUUGGAAGGACUACGAGAACGCGGUGAAGUACUACAGCAGCGCCAUCGAGCUGAACCCCACCAACGCCAUCUACUAUGGGAACCGGAGCCUGGCCUACCUGCGCACCGAGUGCUACGGCUACGCCCUGGCCGACGCCACGCGGGCCGUCGAGCUGGACAAGAAGUACGUCAAGGGCUACUACCGCCGGGCCGCCAGCAACAUGGCCCUGGGCAAGUUCAAGGCCGCCCUCCGAGACUACGAGACGGUGGUGAAGGUGAGGCCCAAUGACAAGGACGCCAAGCUGAAGUACCAGGAAUGUCACAAGAUUGUCAAGCAGAAGGCCUUCGAGCGGGCAAUUGCCAGCGACGAGCACAAGCGCUCCGUCGUCGACUCCCUCGACAUCGAGAGCAUGACCAUCGAGGACGAGUACAGCGGCCCCAAGCUGGACGGUGGCAAGGUGACGUUGGAUUUCAUGAAGGAGCUGAUGCAGUGGUACAAGGAGCAGAAGAAACUCCACAGAAAAUGUGCCUACCAGAUCCUGGUGCAGGUGAAGGAGGUGCUGGCCAAGCUCCCCACUUUAGUAGAGACGACGUUGAAGGAGACAGAGAAGGUGACGGUGUGUGGGGACACCCACGGGCAGUACUACGACCUGCUGAACAUCUUCGAGCUCAACGGGCUGCCCUCCGAGUCAAACCCUUAUAUAUUCAACGGGGACUUCGUGGACCGCGGGUCCUUCUCGGUCGAGGUCAUCCUCACUCUCUUCGGCUUCAAGCUCCUCUAUCCUGAUCACUUCCACCUUCUCCGAGGGAACCACGAGACGGACAACAUGAACCAGAUCUACGGUUUCGAGGGGGAGGUGAAGGCCAAGUACACGGCCCAGAUGUUCGCCCUCUUCAGUGAGGUCUUCGAGUGGCUCCCGCUGGCCCAGUGCAUCAACGGCAAAGUGCUGAUCAUGCACGGGGGUCUCUUCAGCGAGGACGGCGUCACCCUCGAUGACAUCCGGAAGAUCGAGAGGAACCGGCAGCCCCCGGAUUCUGGUCCCAUGUGUGACCUGCUCUGGUCCGACCCACAGCCCCAGAACGGCCGCUCCGUCAGCAAGCGCGGGGUCAGCUGCCAGUUCGGGCCCGACGUCACCAAGAGCUUCUUGGAGCGCAACCACCUCGACUACAUCAUCCGCAGCCACGAGGUGAAGCCCGAGGGUUACGAGGUGGCCCACGAUGGCAAAUGUGUCACCGUCUUCUCCGCCCCCAACUACUGCGACCAGAUGGGCAAUAAGGGCUCCUACAUCCACCUGCGAGGCAGCGACCUGCGCCCCGACUUCCACCAGUUCACAGCAGUGGUGAGUCUGGGGGGGGGGCACCCCACACCCCCUGACUGCCCCACAGAUCCCUGA